This is a messenger RNA of Mucor velutinosus, 198 nucleotides long. RefSeq names its product Mitochondrial Translation Optimization (gene MTO1). The transcript has a single exon. The coding region runs from base 1 to 198 and encodes 65 amino acids. NCBI's taxonomy places the organism in Eukaryota, Fungi, Mucoromycota, Mucoromycetes, Mucorales, Mucoraceae. The record is from RefSeq and is a predicted model, not a curated record.
AUGACUGAAAAUCUACAACCAUUUCACAGUCGACCAUCACAGGAUAGCGAGGUGUUUUCGUUAAGAGACGAAGACCCUCUAUCGUUGCCUUCCGAGACGCUACUCAAUGACCACACAACAAAAGAAAGAGCUAUACAACAAAAAAAGAGUAUCGUCAAGACAUCUGCUAUCAAUCUGUUUUGGAUAUUGAUGUGGUAA